AUGAUUUGGAUCCAUUCGCGAGGACUGAAGUUCGGCAUCUACGAAGAUUACGGUAACUUCACGUGUGCUGGCUACCCGGGAAUCUUGGGAUCUCUCGAGGUGGAUGCAUUCACGUUCGCUGAAUGGAACGUGGAUUUCGUAAAACUGGACGGCUGUUACUCACUGCCCAAAGACAUGGAUCAAGGUUAUAGUGAAUUCGGCUACCACCUGAACAAAACUGGCAGGGCCAUGGUGUAUUCGUGCAGUUGGCCGGUUUAUCAGACCUACGCAGGAUUACAACCCAACUAUUCGGCUAUAACUUCGAGGUGCAACCUGUGGAGAAACUUCGACGACAUUCAAGACUCAUGGGCUAGCGUGGAAAGCAUAAUUGAUUACUACGGCGACAACCAAGACGUCAUUGCGGCUAAUGCAGCCCCAGGACACUGGAACGAUCCGGACAUGCUGAUCAUUGGAAACUUUGGUUUGAGCUACGAACAGAGUAAGGUGCAGAUGGCUAUAUGGGCCAUACUCGCCGCCCCACUGCUUAUGUCGACCGACUUGAGGACCAUCAGACCCGAGUACAAGGCGAUUUUACAAAACAAAAAAAUCAUAGCCAUCGAUCAAGAUAAAUUGGGAAUCCAAGGCCGCAGGAUUUACAAGGUCAGUACACACAUUUUUCCUAUACCUACGCAAUUCGUUUGUUUGAUAACAUAAUAUUCUACAAGCCCA
This is a messenger RNA of Acyrthosiphon pisum (pea aphid), 708 nucleotides long. Its product is annotated as alpha-N-acetylgalactosaminidase. The coding region runs from base 1 to 693 and encodes 230 amino acids. NCBI's taxonomy places the organism in Eukaryota, Metazoa, Arthropoda, Insecta, Hemiptera, Aphididae. Gene Ontology annotation, biological process: glycoside catabolic process; oligosaccharide metabolic process. The transcript is spliced from 5 exons. The record is from RefSeq and is a predicted model, not a curated record. Gene Ontology annotation, molecular function: alpha-galactosidase activity. Gene Ontology annotation, cellular component: cytoplasm.